Molecule: messenger RNA, 6617 nt
Organism: Hylaeus anthracinus
Lineage: Eukaryota; Metazoa; Arthropoda; Insecta; Hymenoptera; Colletidae
Gene: Dscam2
Product: cell adhesion molecule Dscam2-like
Exons: 31
Coding region: 422-6529 (2035 amino acids)
Biological process (GO): axon guidance; cell-cell adhesion
Cellular component (GO): axon; plasma membrane
Molecular function (GO): protein binding
Source: RefSeq, a predicted model, not a curated record
GUGCCGGAGGCCAAAGACUUUCGCGAGGGUGGACGCGCCGCGUUUUCUGGCGGACCUCUUUCGCUCCAUCUGAACCCAACUCGUUCCCACCUUUGUUCACCGGGUACGAUCGCUGCGACUGGUCUGGUACACGCACGUAUGACCCAGCACUGUCGCCGCGUGCGAAUUUCGCGGUCGACUGCACCACCAUCGACGUCGACGACACCGCGACAACCUCCUUGAGGGCAAUCGGUGACAUCUCGUCAGGUGGUUUCGCGUACAUCAUCGCCGCGCGCGGUGGCCUCGAGCGGAGGACGUGGACCGGCGUGAAAGCGUGACCGUAAGAGGGAAACGACCGGGGGAACGUCGUGGAUCGUGACGACGCACGCCUCCGUCGCUGCCGGGUGCAAGGUUGACCCAGGUCCAAGGACAGGAUCGAAGGAUGCUGGCCCGAUGCCUAAUUUUCGUCGGUGCAGCCGCAGCAGUGACGUCCGCGAGCGGUCACGGGUUCGACGCGCAUUUACGCGGGCCAAGCUUCGUCAUCGAACCGCCGUCGAGGGUGGAAUUUUCAAAUUCGAGCGGCGCCUGGCUGGACUGCACCGCGACGGGAAGCCCUCCGCCCAACAUCGAUUGGUCGACCGCGGAUGGACAUCCGGUGAACGACGUACCGGGCGUUCGAAGAGUGCUGAGGAAUGGCACGUUGGUCCUUUUGCCGUUUCCGGCCGCUGCGUUCCGUCAGGAUGUUCACAGCGCUGCUUACAGAUGCGUCGCGAGCAAUUCCGUUGGAAGAGUCCUUAGCCGCGACGUCCAGGUCAGGGCAGUGGUGGCUCAGGCAUACAAAGUCGACGUGGAAGUGAUCGGAGGUGCAUCCAGGGGAUGCACAGCGGUAUUGCGAUGCGUCGUUCCCAGCUUCGUGAAAGAUUUGGUACGCGUCGUGUCCUGGUUACAAGAACCCUCGUUUUACAUCUACCCAUCUCUACAAGGAGAUGGAAAGUUUCAUCUGCUGCCCACGGGCGAACUCCUGGUCCACAGUCUGGAAUUCAGCGAUCAGAUACACGGUUACAGGUGUCGAACAAUGCAUCGACUCACUAGACAGGUCGUCGUCAGCUCCGUGGCCAACGUCAGGAUAGCGGAUCACAGAGGGGUGAUGCCUCCGGUGAUUCUUGAAAACUCUGGCGUAGUUCACGUCGCUCAAGAUGAAUCAACGUCAUUAGUUUGCGUGGCGCAGGCCUGCCCCACUCCCGAAUAUCGAUGGUACGCGCAAACCGGUUCCGAGCCAAUGCUGGUACUCUCUGGACCAAGAACUAGACUGCUUGGUUCCGUCCUGGCGUUAGAAGCUGUGACAUUAGAAGAUAGUGGAAUCUAUCGUUGCUCAGCGGCUAAUCCUGGCGGCGAAGCCAGUGCUGAAAUUAGGCUCAUCGUGACAGCCCCGUUGCACGUGGAAGUAACCCCGCCGUUGCUGAGCGUCCAUUUGGGCGGUAAUGCCGAAUUUAGAUGCGAGGUGAGCACGCAUCCACAGGCAGGACCGCACUUUGUUACAUGGUACAAGGACGGACGGCAGCUGCCAGGAACCGGCAGACAAUCAGAAUUAUUGAGGCUCAACGGCAUCGGUCGGGAAGAUCGUGGAAUGUACCAGUGUAUAGUCAGACGAGCGGAAGGCGACACUGCGCAAGCCUCGGCCGAACUUCAACUGGGCGACGCGCCACCAAUGCUGCUGUACUCCUUCAUCGAGCAAACGCUGCAGCCUGGACCUGCCGUAUCCUUGAAAUGCUCUGCAGCAGGAAACCCUACGCCGCAAGUCUCUUGGGCCUUGGAUGGCUUUCCCUUGCCAACCAACGGAAGGUUCGUCAUAGGUCAAUACGUCACAGUCCACGGUGACGUUAUAUCGCACGUCAAUAUCAGCCACGUGAUGGUGGAGGAUGGAGGGGAAUACUCUUGUACGGCCGAAAAUCGUGCCGGAAAAGUCACUCACGCUGCUCGCCUCAACGUUUAUGGACUUCCAUACAUCCGACUAAUCCCAAAGGUGACCGCGGUGGCUGGCGAGACUCUUCGCCUGAAGUGUCCAGUCGCAGGUUACCCCAUCGAGGAGAUCAAGUGGGAACGAGCUAAUCGCGAGCUGCCGGACGAUCUUCGUCAAAAGGUCCUCUCGGACGGUACUCUGGUGAUCUCGAGCGUGCAGAAGAAGGGCGACGCGGGGGUGUACACGUGCUCGGCGAGGAACAAGCAGGGCCACAGCGCGAGAAGAUCAGGCGACGUGGCAGUGAUCGUUCCUCCCAAAAUUAGCCCAUUCACGGCAGAUCGUGAUCUUCACCUCGGCGAACGAACCACGUUGACUUGCUCGGUGACAAGGGGCGAUCUGCCACUCUCGAUCUCCUGGCUCAAGGACGGACGAUCGAUGGGCCCCUCGGAGCGUGUCAGUGUGACCAAUAUGGACCAGUACAAUAGCAUACUGAUGAUUGAAAGUUUAUCUCCAGAUCACAACGGCAACUACUCGUGCGUGGCCCGUAAUCUGGCCGCAGAGGUAUCGCACACGCAGCGGCUUGUGGUUCAUGUACCCCCUAUUAUUGAGCCAUUUACGUUCCAAGAGGGACUAUCCGAGGGGAUGCGGACGCGGACGGUGUGCGGGGUCGCGGCGGGUGAUCCACCCCUGACCAUAUCCUGGCUAAAAGACGGCCAAACCCCUUUCCCGUUGCCACCGACACUGGCAUCCGUCGCAAACAUCUCCCAACUGGAUCCUUACUCAAGCCUCCUCAGUAUAACGAACCUCGCGGCCGAGCACUCCGGCGACUAUACCUGCGUCGCCGCGAACCCCGCCGCCGAGGUCAGGUACACGGCCAAGCUACAGGUAAAAGUGCCGCCGCGAUGGAUCGUGGAACCCGUGGAUGUUAGCGUGGAAAGGAACAAGCACGUGGCUAUGCAUUGCCAAGCCCAGGGUGUGCCCACACCCACCAUCGUUUGGAAGAAAGCUACGGGAAGCAAAUCCGGUGAAUACGAGGAGUUGCGGGAAAGAGCGUACACGAAAAUUCUGAGUAACGGUACGCUGCUGUUGCAACACGUGAAAGAAGACAGAGAAGGAUUUUACCUUUGUCAAGCCAGCAACGGCAUUGGGAGCGGCAUUGGAAAGGUGGUCCAGUUGAAGGUUAAUUCAUCGCCAUAUUUUGCGGCUCCUUCGAGACUCGUCACUGUGAAAAAGGGCGACACUGCGACGUUGCACUGCGAGGUACACGGUGACACGCCUGUCACUGUCACGUGGCUGAAGGGCGGAAAAAUCGAGUUAAACCCCUCAACGAACUAUCGGGUUACAGUGAAACGGGAGGUAACACCAGACGGCGUGAUAGCGCAGUUACAAAUUUCCUCCGCUGAAGCGUCCGACAGCGGUGCAUACUUUUGCCAGGCGAGCAAUCUUUAUGGUCGUGAUCAGCAGCUGGUGCAACUCCUCGUGCAAGAGCCACCACUGCCGCCAAAUAAUUUGGAAACCGCAAUGGUUGCCAGUCGAAGCAUCAACGUGAAAUGGCAGCAUAAAUCCCAGGACACCAGCGAAGUAACCAAAUAUAUUCUGCAAUACAAAGAAGGCGAUGGUGGAAUGUGGCAACAGCAAGAAUUCACCGGACCGCCUCUCCCGUACGCUGCCCUCAUAGACGAGCUGAAACCAGCUACUAGAUACACUAUUCGUGUAAUUGCUGAAGGUCCAGCUGGCAGAUCGGUGCCCUCUGCAGAGCUAGUCGUCAGAACCGAGCCACAAAGACCCGCCGGGCCACCGAUUAAUCUUACAGCGAGGGCUCUGUCUUCGUCUGAAAUCUUAAUCACUUGGUCGCCACCCGCGCUUGAACUGAGACACGGAGACAUCCAGGGAUUCAACGUUGGAUACAGAGAAACUAGCUCUGCGAAUCCCUCGUACAACUUCAGCUCCGUAUCUGGCGACGGGGACGAAGGGGGUGCGGAACUUCGUCUGGUAGGCCUUCGACCCUACACAAAGUACACUUUGGUAGUUCAAGCGUACAACCAGGUUGGGUCUGGGCCACUUUCGGAACCUUUGCUCACGCAGACGCUGGAAGACGUUCCCAGCGCGCCGCCGGAAGACGUGAGAUGCGCUGCGCUCACCUCGCAAUCUCUUCAAGUAUCGUGGCAGCCACCUCCUAACACGCACAGCAACGGUAUCAUACAAGGAUACAAACUACAUUACGAGCCGAUUUUGGUAGACGUUUGGCGCAGCGUCGAUGAAAUGGAGGUUCGCAAGACCAGCGCUCUGACCACCGUUCUCACGGGCCUGAGAAAGUUCACGAACUACACCAUUCAGGUGCUGGCUUUCACGAGAGUUGGGGACGGAGUUCCCACAACAGUAACUUACUGCCAAACCGAAGAAGAUGUGCCAGGCAGUCCAGCAGACAUAAAAGUAGUGGUUAGUUCGCCACAGGCGCUCUUCAUCUCUUGGCUCCCUCCUCUUGAACCCAACGGAGUCAUCACGAAAUACAAUCUAUACACCAGGGUCGUAGACGGUAGGGAGGAACUGAAUCACGGUAAAAGAACACUGCCAGCCACGAGCACCUAUUUCGAGGCGACUGAUUUACAGCAACACGUAGAGUAUCAAUUUUGGGUGACCGGUAGCACCCGCGUAGGCGAAGGUCAAAGUUCCAGAGUGGCUGCGCAAGUCCCGACGAAUCGCGUGCCAGCGAGAAUCACUUCUUUCGGGGGCCACGUAGUGAGACCUUGGCGGGGAUCCGCCACCCUGUCCUGCAACGCGGUUGGUGAUCCCACCAGAGAGUGGUACAAGGGAUCCACAGAACAAAUUCGUACGGAUACAACCAGAAACAUACAGAUACUGCCAUCGGGAGAGCUCGUCCUGUCGAAUCUACAGUCCCAAGAUGGCGGAAAUUACACUUGCCAAGUGGAGAACGCUCAGGGCAGCGACAAACUGCAUUACACGUUAACCGUACAGGUACCGCCAAGUGCGCCCGUUCUUUACGUAACAAGUUCCACGUCGAGCAGCAUUUUGUUGCAUUGGAAGCCUGGGCAUAGCGGUGGUGCCCCGCUCACGGGGUACACGUUACAUUAUCGAACGACUCAUGGUAACCUGGAGGAACUGCAACUGUCUCGACACGCCACUAGCCAUGAACUGAAGGGACUCCUCUGCGGAAAUACCUACCAACUCUACCUGACAUCCCACAACAAAAUUGGAAGCAGCCCAUCCUCGCCGGUCCUUUCGGUUAGAACUCAAGGCCAGGCGCCAGGCAUACCACCCGCAGCAGCAUUCCUCAGUCCCAACUCGACGACGUUGGUUCUUCGGCUUCACGUGUGGCCAGACAAUGGCUGCCCCAUCCGCUACUUCGUGAUCCAAUACAGGCCCAUAAACGAGUUCCACUGGACACUGGUGUCCAACAGCGUUAAAAUGCAGCGACGUUUCGUCGUGACGAAUCUGCAGCCGAGUUCCGUUUACCAGCUGAAGGUGGAGGCGCAUAACGUCGCUGGAACCAAUCAAGCGGAGUUCACGUUCGUCACGUUGACGAAGGAAGGCGAACCGCCACCCGCAGAACUAUCGAAACGUGGAAUUGCGUCGGCCACUCCGUUUUACGCGGACGUGAAGGUGAUUCUGCCUCUGAUCGUGGCCACAUUCGCGUUGCUCGUCGCUGUGUCCAUCGUUGCCUUCCGCUGGCGAAACAGGUACCUCGGGGACAGAGUCCAGCGCCCCAUGAAGGAGACCCAGGAGAAUCAACAAAACGCGGAGACCCAAAGGGAGCGUUACUACGCCACCAUUCAUAAGGUGGCUUUACAGCAGGCUGCGAAUACGGGCGGAGGGCCCGACAAGAUUCCAGAGACAGCGGAGGACAUCUCGCCGUACGCUACGUUCCAGCUUUCGGAGGGUGGCGGGGGAAGCCUGGCAGGGUUGGGAGGGCUGGGAGGACUGGGAGGCGCGGCGGAAGCUUCAGCGGCAGGUCUCCAUCCGAACAACACGCUUCUGCACAGCUUCAUGUAUCACGAGCACGCCAUGACCGAAGGGUGUGCGAGCCCUCCACCUGCCGCGGCGGUACGUCACCAUGCAAAGAGCAUGAAGAGCGUUUCGUCGAGGAGACGGCAGCAGAGAAAGCAACAAACUCCGGGCGACGUCGAGAGCGACGAGAGCGAGUCUGACCCGGAUCAACUAACGAGCUCUCGCACGGAGUCUUCCAAUCAACUGGAUCCUGGCAAACUCAAACACAUUCGAGCCGUUUCCGACUUCAUUUAUCACGGUACGUCGAGCACUUCAUCGGACAUCUCACCCAUGUCGGAACAGAAGUCGCUUCCUCGAAGAGGACGAUCUAGAUGGCAUGUUCCCAGCAGAAGCUCGCUACGCACACUGUUACCACCGAUAUCGGUCGCGGAGACCACGUUCAUAGGUGGCAAUCAGGGGAACGUCGUGGCGGGGAACGGCGACCGUUCCGAUCGGCCGGAGCUCAGCGAGGCCGAGUGCGACAUCGACUCCUUGAAGAAGCUGAAACUCGGUCUGAGGAGCUCUCUCUGGUCAAGGCCGAGCACCCAAAAUAAUCCUUCCUCCGACUACUCAAUCGCCGUUUAAUUCGCCUUCCUCUUUCCCCUGUGCCUCACCUUGCACUUCCCGCGCGUCUCCAUGGUGGGCCAAAAAAGAAAAGAAAAGAAAAUGAAAA